This is a messenger RNA of Nymphaea colorata (pocket water lily), 4821 nucleotides long. RefSeq lists its product as uncharacterized. The transcript has a single exon. The record is from RefSeq and is a predicted model, not a curated record. The coding region runs from base 1357 to 4404 and encodes 1015 amino acids. Lineage: Eukaryota; Viridiplantae; Streptophyta; Magnoliopsida; Nymphaeales; Nymphaeaceae. Gene Ontology annotation, biological process: signal transduction; recombinational repair. Gene Ontology annotation, molecular function: ATP hydrolysis activity.
ACUAUGAAAACCACCCUUGCACAGUGAAAGACAUGAAGAUUUUCAAAGAACGGUGAAUCUUUGGACCGGUCUUGGUCCAAUUCCCGGUGCUGGUCUACAGUCAUUUGGUACAAAUGCAGAGGAAACCUCCAAAUAUUUUACUCUGUUUUCUACUGGGAUUUGAACCCUCCAUAUGGAAAGAUCUGAGCCCGGUGACACUCCCAACGUCUGGUCUCAGGCCCUGCCGUGCUUUUCUCUCUCCCUCUUUCUUUCUGAUCUGACCAAACUUUGACAUCUGUGAGGCCCAGUGAAAAAUACAAAAAGAGGGUGGAGAUAAAUCUUUAUAAAAUUCACACCCUUCACUCUCUGGUUCACCUUUUGAAACCUUUACUAGAAUAAACUACGACCUUUUACAGAUCAAGGUUAUGUAUCAGAUUCCCUUUUUUGGAGAUUCACGAACGUGGAUCAUGGCGGUGAGCGUCGGGCUUUCUCUGUUGUGAUCAACGUUUGAUGAAGGCGGAGGAGACACAACAAUGGAGUUAUUGGGAAUGCCCGCACCACAAAAAUGCGAGCAUGGUCUUAAUUGCUGUUUAUUGAGGUCUCUGCUUGUUAUUGUUGGAGCUGAUUUUUAAAGACGAAGAGGAAGAUGCACUUUAAUGGUUCUCGUUGAAGUACCAACAAGGAAAAAAAAAUUGUCAUCUUGUUCUUAACUACUCUUCUUCCGUGGUCCCUUCUGGAGAAGAAAGCGACAAGAUGAUGGGUUUUUCAGGAGCACCAAGAUGCAAGAAAUAUGAUCUCAUAUCUCAAUUGGCUGCCUCCUUCUCCCGCCAUGGCUGUGAAAGAGCCUUCUGUGUUGCCAUGAAUAUGCCUCUGCAAUAAGUGCCUGCGUUUCCAAAGGUGGAAAGCCGAAAACUAAUGCUGCAGGAGAGGCUCUGUGACCGACAGGAGAAUUACAAUACGGGGCAGGAGUUGUUUCUGUAUGUGUUUGUUUCGUUGGUAACCCACUGUGGCCUAGCUGUCCAUUGCUGCAGAAGACGAACUGUUGGAGAAGUGAAAAAUUUAAUCUGCGCACUCUCCUUUGAAGAACACUGAGGUCAAACAAAUACCAUCUUGGUUCUGUUACCUGUGUUCAUUGCGACUGUUCAAUGCAUAAAUGCAACUCAGAAGCUGAAGGACUAAAACCAUAGGCAAAUUUCUUAGCAAGAGGUAAAAUCAGCGGCUUUUUUUUGUGCCGGAGUAUCCUUUUCCUUUUUCUCUUAGGAUGCUUCUUCACUCUGAACCAAGUUUACUCUAGCUAAAGCCUUCUACAUGUGAGCUUCGAUUCAAAAAGAUUGGUUUUCUUCUCCAGCUUCCGUUUUUUUGCUCUUGGUCUCAUACAUGGCUUCCACACCAUCUGAAGUUCCUGUUGACCCUCAUGCUGUCACCUCGCCCAGCAAUGCGACAGCGAUUCCUGUCAUUGGAGAUAAGCCUCUGACAAUCAGAUUGAAGACUCCGGAGUGCCACACUGAGAAAUCUCCCCCAAUUUCGCCAUCCAUAUUGCUCUCCCCUUCACUAAAAAUCUCCCCAGAUUCCUCUCGCUUGAACUCUCCUUCCCUUGUUUCUCCACCAUCCUCUGCUUUCGUCUCCGCGUUGCAGUCACCUUACAUAUCUCCGCGAGCGCAUCUGCCGGCGGAGAAUCCUCAGCAGUCGCCGGUCUCCCACUCUGGCUCGCAUUCAGAUGACAUACCCAGCUCUUCUUAUACUCCCCCACCGGAAAAAACAGAUUUUUCCGAUGACUUGACUGACCAGAAGCCUAGGUUCUCAGCAUGUAUUGCAGAUCCAAUGCCACCCCGAAUCUCUUUUUCCUUCCCUGUCCCUCGCGUUUCAUUCACCAAGGGCUCCGCUUCUCCUCCUCAAUCUGCGAAACUCAGGAGCUGCGAUGUCUAUAUUGGCUAUCACGGCCAAAACUCCAAUCUGGUCCGAUUCUGCAGGUGGCUGAAAUCAGAACUCGAGCUUCAGGGAAUUGCUUGCUUCCUUGCGGAUCGAGCAAGAUAUUCGGACACACAAAGCCUUGAAAUCGCUGACAGAAUUAUCUGUUCCGCUACCUAUGGCGUUGUCGUUGUCACUGGAAGCAUUUUCUUGAAUCCAUUUAGCAUGGAGGAGCUCAGAAUUUUCAACCAGAAAAAGAAUUUGAUCCCGCUGCUCUUCGAAACAGAUGUGGAGGAAGUGACGAGCUUCCUCGACCAGAGAUUUGAUGAGAAGCAACGGAUUUGCAAAGUGCAGGAGAAGGAAUGGAGAGAAAUGAUAGAAGCGUUGCUGAGGUCUCAUGAGUUCAAGCUCGAAGCUUGUGACAGUACCUGGAGGAACUGUGUGGCGAGGACGGUCGGCAUCUUGAAAUCAAAGCUUGGUAGGAAGAGUGUGACAGAGAAGGAUGUUGAUGUGGAGGAGUUUCCAUAUCCAAGAAAUCGGAAUUUUGUAGGAAGAGAGAAAGAAUUGCAGGAUAUGGAGUUAUCCUUCUUCGGAAGCACAGAGUAUGAUGAAAGCAAGUAUGUGAAGAUGGGAUUUAGAGGAGGCUCGGAAGAAUUACUUGAUGGGUUUGCAGAUGAGGAAAGUGACACCGUAAAGACCAGAGGGAGGUUUAUUAACUUGGAGAUGAGGAAAUGCAAGGAACCAACUUUAGAGGCAUGGAUCGAACCAGUUGUUGAAUUGGCAAACAGAGGAAGGAGCCCGCAGAAACAGAGACAUAAACAAAAGAAGUCCAGGCAUGGAGGCAAGAACUCUGGCAGGCUAGACUCUGGAUUCCAUCAAUGUGGUACUGGUAAUGUGGUCUGUUUAACUGGAGGGACUGGUUUAGGUAAGACUGAGCUUGCACUAGAGUUCGCUUACAGAUAUGCUCAGAGGUAUAAAAUGGUUCUUUGGGUAGGGGGAGAGUCAAGGUUCUUUAGGCAGAAUAUAAUGAAUCUAUCGGCAAAGUUAGGUUUGGAUGUGAGUGCAGAAACACAGCAUGAGAGAGGAAGAAUUAGGAGCUUUGAGGAACAAGAAUUGGAUGCCUUCCAAAGGGUAAGGAGAGAAUUGUUCAGAGACGUCCCAUACCUGCUGAUAAUUGAUAAUCUUGAGUCAGAGAAGGAAUGGUGGGAUGCUAAAGACCUGCAUGAUCUGAUUCCCCGGAUAACAGGUGCUACCCAUGUCCUAAUCACUACUAGGCUUUCAAAGGUUUUGAGCUUUGAACAUAUGCAAGUCCCACCAUUGCCAAUGGCAAAUGUUAUGGUUUUGAUGAAAGGGAAGCGCAAGAAGGAUUAUCCGAGCGAAGAACUGGAUAUUCUAAGGAAAUUCCAUGACAAGCUGGGGCAGUCCAGUUUCGGGUUAGGAGUUGUCGCAUGUUUGCUUUUUGAACUCGCAAUGUCCCCAUCCUCACUGUUUGAAGCUAUCAACAAGCUCCCCCUGGUUGAGUAUGCUGAUGAUUCAGCUUCCUGUUCCCCAAUUGCUAGUGAAGACCAGUUCUUUAAGAACAAUCAGUUUUUGAUGAAGACCCUGUCCUUCUGUUAUACCAUAUUGUGUCAAUUCAGUGGGGGAAGGAAUCUUGCCUCUAGGAUGGUUCUUGCUGGUGCUUGGUUUGCUCCUUCACCUAUUUCUGCAAACCUUUUAGCAGCAUCCGCCAAGAACAUUCCUGAAAGUGGAAAGAGCUUUGAUCAUUGGAAGAAAUAUUUGGCAAUGGCUGUCUGUUCUUCCUCUCAGUGUUUCAUGGGGCCACAAGCUCGAAGAUCUGAAGCUGAGGCUGCCCUUUUGAUAGUAAAGCUAGGCCUAGCCAGAAGAUGUAACAAGCAGUUAGGCUGCUCAAUCCAGUUCCAUGAUAUCACCCGACUGUUUGCAAGAAGAAGAGUUGGCCUAACUGCCGCAAAAGCUACUGUUCAAGGGGUGAAGAAAAUAGGAAACCCAGUUCUCAAUUCAGAUCAUCUCUGGGCUGCAGCAUUUUUGGUUCUCGGAUUCAAGUCAGAACCUAUGCUAGUUCAGCUCAACGCCAUUGAUCUGGUUCUUUUCAUCAGAAGAGUGGCAAUACCACUAGCUCUUCGUUCAUUUUCUGUGUUCUCUCGGUGCAAUGCUUCCUUAGAGCUUCUAAAAUUGUGCACAAAUGUGCUCGAAGAUGUCGAGAAAUCAUUUGUGUCGCAGAUUCAAGAUUGGUGUCAUGGAUCAUUCUGCUGGAGGAAGAAAAACCAAUCCAAACAUAGCGUUGACGAAUACGUGUGGCAAGAUGUUACACUGUUAAAGGCUACGCUGCUAGAGACCAGAGCCAAGCUGUUACUUAGAGGGGGACAGUUUGACACUGGGGAGGAACUAUGCAGAACCUGUAUCAGUAUAAGGACUGUGAUGCUAGGCCAUCACCAUGCGCAGACCCUGGCUGCACAAGAAACUCUUGCCAAGUUAGUCAGGUUCAGAAGUAAGAUUUGAGCUAAACCCUUGUUGCCAUUUUUCUUUUCUUGGAUCUUUCUUUUCCCUUUUUAAAAGGAUCCAACACUGUAAAUUGGUCUUCUUGUUUACUCAAUUUGAAUGGCGGGAGUCUGUUUCUACCAAGUCUUCCUCUUUAUCUUCAAUCACAACCAAAGCAUCCUCCCUCGCUGUCUGCACUCUUUCUGCAUUUCUACACUUCUCAUUAACUAUAUUUCCAUCUGCCUCAAGGAGGAUAGUACAACCCCGCGGCAAGACAGUUUACAUUCAAGGGAUUCAAGGUUCGAAAGGGGUUCAAGGUUCGAAUCUGGUGCCUCUGUCACAUUCUGGUAUGUUAUUCUUUUGAACUCCAAAUAAUGGCAAGUGCGACAGUGCACCUCACAGGACUUGAAAUUGCUUUUUUCCCCUGCAAAUUUCACG